Messenger RNA from Closterium sp. Naga37s-1, 11160 nucleotides. Lineage: Eukaryota; Viridiplantae; Streptophyta; Zygnematophyceae; Desmidiales; Closteriaceae. The record is from the annotation of a GenBank genome assembly.
GGGGGGGGGACUUGGGGGACUUGGGGGGGCGAGGAAAAAAAAAAGACUAAACCGAAUUCCCUCUUCCUUUUUUCCUCCCCUGCUUCAAUCUCUCCCUCAUCCCUCCUCCCCGCCUUCCCACUAUAUCUCUCUGCCUUUCUCUGCCUUGUUCUCCCUCCUCUUUCUCCCCCCUCUGCCUCCCGUUUCCACCUCUCCCCUGACCUGACCCGCACCACCUUUCCAGUGGAGGACAGCAAGAUCGACAUCGGCGACUUUUUCAAGGGCGAUUUACCCAAGAAAUUCCUCAUGCUCCUGGGUCUGCUCGCGCUAUCCCGCGUGGGAAUCUACAUUCCCCUGUGGGGCGUCGAUAUCUCCGCCUUCCAGGAGCAACUGGGGGAGGGCUCAUUCCUGGCCACCCUAGACACGCUCUCAGGGGCGGGAUUGGACGGCUGGGAUUGUUUCUUCUACCUCCCCGCCAACGUGGCACUCAUUGCCUUCUUCAACUACUUCUACACCUUCCUGCAACUCGACCCUGCUGAUGUCAGCGACCAGCUCAAGAGGCAGGGUGCGUCCGUACCCAACACGAGGCCCGGCAAAGCAACAGCCGCACUCAUCACCAAGGUCCUCACCCGCAUUUCGGUGCUCGGGUCGGCGUUUCUCGGCACGAUGGCAGCAGCGCCGGCUCUUGUGGAAGGAAUCACUCACCUCACGGCCUUCCGGGGGUUUGCUGGAACGUCCAUCCUCAUUUUAGUCGGAUGCGCUACCGAUACAGCCAGGAAGGUGCAGGCGGAGCUGGUUUCGCAGAAGUAUAGGACGAUUGAGCUGGAUGAUAUCAGUGCGGGUGGUGGAGGGAUUCCGCCUCCUAGGUGGAUUCUAGGGACGACAGGCUCCAGCGUAGCAGCGCCUACCCGCCGCCGCUCCACCCGCCGUGACGGCGCCCACCGCGCUCACCAGGUAGCGCCGCGCGCGCUGCUGGCCGCGCGGACAGCACCGGCGAGCAUGCUGCACGCGGAGCAGGUCAGCGCGCCGUUCCCCCCUUUUCCCAUGCCUUUCCGCCUUGCGCAUGCAUGUCCGCCUUUCCCCUGCCUUUCCGCCUUGCCCAUGCAUUUCCGCCUUCCCCAUGCCUUUCCGCCUUCCCCAUGCCUUUCCGCCUUGCGCAUGCCUUUCCGCCUUGCGCAUGCCUUUCCGCCUUGCGCAUGCCUUUCCGCCUUUCCCAUGCAUUCCCGCCUUGCGCAUGCCUUUCCCCCUCUGCUCAUGCCGUUCUCCCUGCCCAUGCCUUUCCCCCUCUGCUCAUGCCGUUCUCCCUGCCCAUGCCUUUCCCCCUCUGCUCAUGCGUUGCCCCCUUUGCCCAUGCUUUGCCCCGUUUGCUCGUGCCGUCCGUUCCGCCAUGUCAGGGAGAUGGCGGGGGAGGGAGUCGCCACCUCCAUCGAGCUCACCAACUGCCGGCCACGACAUGGUAUUGAGGCCCGGGGCAGAGAUGGGGGGGGGGACUUGGGGGACUUGGGGGGGCGAGGGAAAAAAAAAAAGACUAAACCGAAUUCCCUCUUCCUUUUUUCCUCCCCUGCUUCAAUCUCUCCCUCAUCCCUCCUCCCCGCCUUCCCACUAUAUCUCUCUGCCUUUCUCUGCCUUGUUCUCCCUCCUCUUUCUCCCCCCUCUGCCUCCCGUUUCCACCUCUCCCCUGACCUGACCCGCACCACCUUUCCAGUGGAGGACAGCAAGAUCGACAUCGGCGACUUUUUCAAGGGCGAUUUACCCAAGAAAUUCCUCAUGCUCCUGGGUCUGCUCGCGCUAUCCCGCGUGGGAAUCUACAUUCCCCUGUGGGGCGUCGAUAUCUCCGCCUUCCAGGAGCAACUGGGGGAGGGCUCAUUCCUGGCCACCCUAGACACGCUCUCAGGGGGCGGGAUUGGACGGCUGGGAUUGUUUUCGCUGGGCAUCGUGCCGUAUAUCAACGCUCAGAUCGUGUUCCAGCUGCUGGGGACGCUGUACCCUAAGAUUGGGGAUCUGCAGAAGAAGGAGGGGGAGGCGGGGAGGAAGAAAGCGCAGCAGUACAUGAAGUAUAUGGCUGUGGCGUUCGGUGCCCUGCAGGAAGCAGAGCGGCGUUUCUUCUACCUCCCCGCCAACGUGGCACUCAUUGCCUUCUUCAACUACUUCUACACCUUCCUGCAACUCGACCCUGCUGAUGUCAGCGACCAGCUCAAGAGGCAGGGUGCGUCCGUACCCAACACGAGGCCCGGCAAAGCAACAGCCGCACUCAUCACCAAGGUCCUCACCCGCAUUUCGGUGCUCGGGUCGGCGUUUCUCGGCACGAUGGCAGCAGCGCCGGCUCUUGUGGAAGGAAUCACUCACCUCACGGCCUUCCGGGGGUUUGCUGGAACGUCCAUCCUCAUUUUAGUCGGAUGCGCUACCGAUACAGCCAGGAAGGUGCAGGCGGAGCUGGUUUCGCAGAAGUAUAGGACGAUUGAGCUGGAUGAUAUCAGUGCGGGUGGUGGAGGGAUUCCGCCUCCUAGGUGGAUUCUAGGGACGACAGGCUCCAGCGUAGCAGCGCCUACCCGCCGCCGCUCCACCCGCCGUGACGGCGCCCACCGCGCUCACCAGGUAGCGCCGCGCGCGCUGCUGGCCGCGCGGACAGCACCGGCGAGCAUGCUGCACGCGGAGCAGGUCAGCGCGCCGUUCCCCCCUUUUCCCAUGCCUUUCCGCCUUGCGCAUGCAUGUCCGCCUUUCCCCUGCCUUUCCGCCUUGCCCAUGCAUUUCCGCCUUCCCCAUGCCUUUCCGCCUUCCCCAUGCCUUUCCGCCUUGCGCAUGCCUUUCCGCCUUGCGCAUGCCUUUCCGCCUUGCGCAUGCCUUUCCGCCUUUCCCAUGCAUUCCCGCCUUGCGCAUGCCUUUCCCCCUCUGCUCAUGCCGUUCUCCCUGCCCAUGCCUUUCCCCCUCUGCUCAUGCCGUUCUCCCUGCCCAUGCCUUUCCCCCUCUGCUCAUGCGUUGCCCCCUUUGCCCAUGCUUUGCCCCGUUUGCUCGUGCCGUCCGUUCCGCCAUGUCAGGGAGAUGGCGGGGGAGGGAGUCGCCACCUCCAUCGAGCUCACCAACUGCCGGCCACGACAUGGGGGGGGGGGACUUGGGGGACUUGGGGGGGCGAGGGAAAAAAAAAAGACUAAACCGAAUUCCCUCUUCCUUUUUUCCUCCCCUGCUUCAAUCUCUCCCUCAUCCCUCCUCCCCGCCUUCCCACUAUAUCUCUCUGCCUUUCUCUGCCUUGUUCUCCCUCCUCUUUCUCCCCCCUCUGCCUCCCGUUUCCACCUCUCCCCUGACCUGACCCGCACCACCUUUCCAGUGGAGGACAGCAAGAUCGACAUCGGCGACUUUUUCAAGGGCGAUUUACCCAAGAAAUUCCUCAUGCUCCUGGGUCUGCUCGCGCUAUCCCGCGUGGGAAUCUACAUUCCCCUGUGGGGCGUCGAUAUCUCCGCCUUCCAGGAGCAACUGGGGGAGGGCUCAUUCCUGGCCACCCUAGACACGCUCUCAGGGGGCGGGAUUGGACGGCUGGGAUUGUUUUCGCUGGGCAUCGUGCCGUAUAUCAACGCUCAGAUCGUGUUCCAGCUGCUGGGGACGCUGUACCCUAAGAUUGGGGAUCUGCAGAAGAAGGAGGGGGAGGCGGGGAGGAAGAAAGCGCAGCAGUACAUGAAGUAUAUGGCUGUGGCGUUCGGUGCCCUGCAGGAAGCAGAGCGGCGUUUCUUCUACCUCCCCGCCAACGUGGCACUCAUUGCCUUCUUCAACUACUUCUACACCUUCCUGCAACUCGACCCUGCUGAUGUCAGCGACCAGCUCAAGAGGCAGGGUGCGUCCGUACCCAACACGAGGCCCGGCAAAGCAACAGCCGCACUCAUCACCAAGGUCCUCACCCGCAUUUCGGUGCUCGGGUCGGCGUUUCUCGGCACGAUGGCAGCAGCGCCGGCUCUUGUGGAAGGAAUCACUCACCUCACGGCCUUCCGGGGGUUUGCUGGAACGUCCAUCCUCAUUUUAGUCGGAUGCGCUACCGAUACAGCCAGGAAGGUGCAGGCGGAGCUGGUUUCGCAGAAGUAUAGGACGAUUGAGCUGGAUGAUAUCAGUGCGGGUGGUGGAGGGAUUCCGCCUCCUAGGUGGAUUCUAGGGACGACAGGCUCCAGCGUAGCAGCGCCUACCCGCCGCCGCUCCACCCGCCGUGACGGCGCCCACCGCGCUCACCAGGUAGCGCCGCGCGCGCUGCUGGCCGCGCGGACAGCACCGGCGAGCAUGCUGCACGCGGAGCAGGUCAGCGCGCCGUUCCCCCCUUUUCCCAUGCCUUUCCGCCUUGCGCAUGCAUGUCCGCCUUUCCCCUGCCUUUCCGCCUUGCCCAUGCAUUUCCGCCUUCCCCAUGCCUUUCCGCCUUCCCCAUGCCUUUCCGCCUUGCGCAUGCCUUUCCGCCUUGCGCAUGCCUUUCCGCCUUGCGCAUGCCUUUCCGCCUUUCCCAUGCAUUCCCGCCUUGCGCAUGCCUUUCCCCCUCUGCUCAUGCCGUUCUCCCUGCCCAUGCCUUUCCCCCUCUGCUCAUGCCGUUCUCCCUGCCCAUGCCUUUCCCCCUCUGCUCAUGCGUUGCCCCCUUUGCCCAUGCUUUGCCCCGUUUGCUCGUGCCGUCCGUUCCGCCAUGUCAGGGAGAUGGCGGGGGAGGGAGUCGCCACCUCCAUCGAGCUCACCAACUGCCGGCCACGACAUGGGGGGGGGGGACUUGGGGGACUUGGGGGGGCGAGGGAAAAAAAAAAGACUAAACCGAAUUCCCUCUUCCUUUUUUCCUCCCCUGCUUCAAUCUCUCCCUCAUCCCUCCUCCCCGCCUUCCCACUAUAUCUCUCUGCCUUUCUCUGCCUUGUUCUCCCUCCUCUUUCUCCCCCCUCUGCCUCCCGUUUCCACCUCUCCCCUGACCUGACCCGCACCACCUUUCCAGUGGAGGACAGCAAGAUCGACAUCGGCGACUUUUUCAAGGGCGAUUUACCCAAGAAAUUCCUCAUGCUCCUGGGUCUGCUCGCGCUAUCCCGCGUGGGAAUCUACAUUCCCCUGUGGGGCGUCGAUAUCUCCGCCUUCCAGGAGCAACUGGGGGAGGGCUCAUUCCUGGCCACCCUAGACACGCUCUCAGGGGGCGGGAUUGGACGGCUGGGAUUGUUUUCGCUGGGCAUCGUGCCGUAUAUCAACGCUCAGAUCGUGUUCCAGCUGCUGGGGACGCUGUACCCUAAGAUUGGGGAUCUGCAGAAGAAGGAGGGGGAGGCGGGGAGGAAGAAAGCGCAGCAGUACAUGAAGUAUAUGGCUGUGGCGUUCGGUGCCCUGCAGGAAGCAGAGCGGCGUUUCUUCUACCUCCCCGCCAACGUGGCACUCAUUGCCUUCUUCAACUACUUCUACACCUUCCUGCAACUCGACCCUGCUGAUGUCAGCGACCAGCUCAAGAGGCAGGGUGCGUCCGUACCCAACACGAGGCCCGGCAAAGCAACAGCCGCACUCAUCACCAAGGUCCUCACCCGCAUUUCGGUGCUCGGGUCGGCGUUUCUCGGCACGAUGGCAGCAGCGCCGGCUCUUGUGGAAGGAAUCACUCACCUCACGGCCUUCCGGGGGUUUGCUGGAACGUCCAUCCUCAUUUUAGUCGGAUGCGCUACCGAUACAGCCAGGAAGGUGCAGGCGGAGCUGGUUUCGCAGAAGUAUAGGACGAUUGAGCUGGAUGAUAUCAGUGCGGGUGGUGGAGGGAUUCCGCCUCCUAGGUGGAUUCUAGGGACGACAGGCUCCAGCGUAGCAGCGCCUACCCGCCGCCGCUCCACCCGCCGUGACGGCGCCCACCGCGCUCACCAGGUAGCGCCGCGCGCGCUGCUGGCCGCGCGGACAGCACCGGCGAGCAUGCUGCACGCGGAGCAGGUCAGCGCGCCGUUCCCCCCUUUUCCCAUGCCUUUCCGCCUUGCGCAUGCAUGUCCGCCUUUCCCCUGCCUUUCCGCCUUGCCCAUGCAUUUCCGCCUUCCCCAUGCCUUUCCGCCUUCCCCAUGCCUUUCCGCCUUGCGCAUGCCUUUCCGCCUUGCGCAUGCCUUUCCGCCUUGCGCAUGCCUUUCCGCCUUUCCCAUGCAUUCCCGCCUUGCGCAUGCCUUUCCCCCUCUGCUCAUGCCGUUCUCCCUGCCCAUGCCUUUCCCCCUCUGCUCAUGCCGUUCUCCCUGCCCAUGCCUUUCCCCCUCUGCUCAUGCGUUGCCCCCUUUGCCCAUGCUUUGCCCCGUUUGCUCGUGCCGUCCGUUCCGCCAUGUCAGGGAGAUGGCGGGGGAGGGAGUCGCCACCUCCAUCGAGCUCACCAACUGCCGGCCACGACAUGGUAUUGAGGCCCGGGGCAGAGAUGGGGGGGGGGACUUGGGGGACUUGGGGGGGCGAGGGAAAAAAAAAAAGACUAAACCGAAUUCCCUCUUCCUUUUUUCCUCCCCUGCUUCAAUCUCUCCCUCAUCCCUCCUCCCCGCCUUCCCACUAUAUCUCUCUGCCUUUCUCUGCCUUGUUCUCCCUCCUCUUUCUCCCCCCUCUGCCUCCCGUUUCCACCUCUCCCCUGACCUGACCCGCACCACCUUUCCAGUGGAGGACAGCAAGAUCGACAUCGGCGACUUUUUCAAGGGCGAUUUACCCAAGAAAUUCCUCAUGCUCCUGGGUCUGCUCGCGCUAUCCCGCGUGGGAAUCUACAUUCCCCUGUGGGGCGUCGAUAUCUCCGCCUUCCAGGAGCAACUGGGGGAGGGCUCAUUCCUGGCCACCCUAGACACGCUCUCAGGGGGCGGGAUUGGACGGCUGGGAUUGUUUUCGCUGGGCAUCGUGCCGUAUAUCAACGCUCAGAUCGUGUUCCAGCUGCUGGGGACGCUGUACCCUAAGAUUGGGGAUCUGCAGAAGAAGGAGGGGGAGGCGGGGAGGAAGAAAGCGCAGCAGUACAUGAAGUAUAUGGCUGUGGCGUUCGGUGCCCUGCAGGAAGCAGAGCGGCGUUUCUUCUACCUCCCCGCCAACGUGGCACUCAUUGCCUUCUUCAACUACUUCUACACCUUCCUGCAACUCGACCCUGCUGAUGUCAGCGACCAGCUCAAGAGGCAGGGUGCGUCCGUACCCAACACGAGGCCCGGCAAAGCAACAGCCGCACUCAUCACCAAGGUCCUCACCCGCAUUUCGGUGCUCGGGUCGGCGUUUCUCGGCACGAUGGCAGCAGCGCCGGCUCUUGUGGAAGGAAUCACUCACCUCACGGCCUUCCGGGGGUUUGCUGGAACGUCCAUCCUCAUUUUAGUCGGAUGCGCUACCGAUACAGCCAGGAAGGUGCAGGCGGAGCUGGUUUCGCAGAAGUAUAGGACGAUUGAGCUGGAUGAUAUCAGUGCGGGUGGUGGAGGGAUUCCGCCUCCUAGGUGGAUUCUAGGGACGACAGGCUCCAGCGUAGCAGCGCCUACCCGCCGCCGCUCCACCCGCCGUGACGGCGCCCACCGCGCUCACCAGGUAGCGCCGCGCGCGCUGCUGGCCGCGCGGACAGCACCGGCGAGCAUGCUGCACGCGGAGCAGGUCAGCGCGCCGUUCCCCCCUUUUCCCAUGCCUUUCCGCCUUGCGCAUGCAUGUCCGCCUUUCCCCUGCCUUUCCGCCUUGCCCAUGCAUUUCCGCCUUCCCCAUGCCUUUCCGCCUUCCCCAUGCCUUUCCGCCUUGCGCAUGCCUUUCCGCCUUGCGCAUGCCUUUCCGCCUUGCGCAUGCCUUUCCGCCUUUCCCAUGCAUUCCCGCCUUGCGCAUGCCUUUCCCCCUCUGCUCAUGCCGUUCUCCCUGCCCAUGCCUUUCCCCCUCUGCUCAUGCCGUUCUCCCUGCCCAUGCCUUUCCCCCUCUGCUCAUGCGUUGCCCCCUUUGCCCAUGCUUUGCCCCGUUUGCUCGUGCCGUCCGUUCCGCCAUGUCAGGGAGAUGGCGGGGGAGGGAGUCGCCACCUCCAUCGAGCUCACCAACUGCCGGCCACGACAUGGGGGGGGGGGACUUGGGGGACUUGGGGGGGCGAGGGAAAAAAAAAAGACUAAACCGAAUUCCCUCUUCCUUUUUUCCUCCCCUGCUUCAAUCUCUCCCUCAUCCCUCCUCCCCGCCUUCCCACUAUAUCUCUCUGCCUUUCUCUGCCUUGUUCUCCCUCCUCUUUCUCCCCCCUCUGCCUCCCGUUUCCACCUCUCCCCUGACCUGACCCGCACCACCUUUCCAGUGGAGGACAGCAAGAUCGACAUCGGCGACUUUUUCAAGGGCGAUUUACCCAAGAAAUUCCUCAUGCUCCUGGGUCUGCUCGCGCUAUCCCGCGUGGGAAUCUACAUUCCCCUGUGGGGCGUCGAUAUCUCCGCCUUCCAGGAGCAACUGGGGGAGGGCUCAUUCCUGGCCACCCUAGACACGCUCUCAGGGGGCGGGAUUGGACGGCUGGGAUUGUUUUCGCUGGGCAUCGUGCCGUAUAUCAACGCUCAGAUCGUGUUCCAGCUGCUGGGGACGCUGUACCCUAAGAUUGGGGAUCUGCAGAAGAAGGAGGGGGAGGCGGGGAGGAAGAAAGCGCAGCAGUACAUGAAGUAUAUGGCUGUGGCGUUCGGUGCCCUGCAGGAAGCAGAGCGGCGUUUCUUCUACCUCCCCGCCAACGUGGCACUCAUUGCCUUCUUCAACUACUUCUACACCUUCCUGCAACUCGACCCUGCUGAUGUCAGCGACCAGCUCAAGAGGCAGGGUGCGUCCGUACCCAACACGAGGCCCGGCAAAGCAACAGCCGCACUCAUCACCAAGGUCCUCACCCGCAUUUCGGUGCUCGGGUCGGCGUUUCUCGGCACGAUGGCAGCAGCGCCGGCUCUUGUGGAAGGAAUCACUCACCUCACGGCCUUCCGGGGGUUUGCUGGAACGUCCAUCCUCAUUUUAGUCGGAUGCGCUACCGAUACAGCCAGGAAGGUGCAGGCGGAGCUGGUUUCGCAGAAGUAUAGGACGAUUGAGCUGGAUGAUAUCAGUGCGGGUGGUGGAGGGAUUCCGCCUCCUAGGUGGAUUCUAGGGACGACAGGCUCCAGCGUAGCAGCGCCUACCCGCCGCCGCUCCACCCGCCGUGACGGCGCCCACCGCGCUCACCAGGUAGCGCCGCGCGCGCUGCUGGCCGCGCGGACAGCACCGGCGAGCAUGCUGCACGCGGAGCAGGUCAGCGCGCCGUUCCCCCCUUUUCCCAUGCCUUUCCGCCUUGCGCAUGCAUGUCCGCCUUUCCCUGCCUUUCCGCCUUGCCCAUGCAUUUCCGCCUUCCCCAUGCCUUUCCGCCUUCCCCAUGCCUUUCCGCCUUGCGCAUGCCUUUCCGCCUUGCGCAUGCCUUUCCGCCUUGCGCAUGCCUUUCCGCCUUUCCCAUGCAUUCCCGCCUUGCGCAUGCCUUUCCCCCUCUGCUCAUGCCGUUCUCCCUGCCCAUGCCUUUCCCCCUCUGCUCAUGCCGUUCUCCCUGCCCAUGCCUUUCCCCCUCUGCUCAUGCGUUGCCCCCUUUGCCCAUGCUUUGCCCCGUUUGCUCGUGCCGUCCGUUCCGCCAUGUCAGGGAGAUGGCGGGGGAGGGAGUCGCCACCUCCAUCGAGCUCACCAACUGCCGGCCACGACAUGGUGCCACUACGAAUUGCAGGGGGGGGGGGACUUGGGGGACUUGGGGGGGCGAGGGAAAAAAAAAAGACUAAACCGAAUUCCCUCUUCCUUUUUUCCUCCCCUGCUUCAAUCUCUCCCUCAUCCCUCCUCCCCGCCUUCCCACUAUAUCUCUCUGCCUUUCUCUGCCUUGUUCUCCCUCCUCUUUCUCCCCCCUCUGCCUCCCGUUUCCACCUCUCCCCUGACCUGACCCGCACCACCUUUCCAGUGGAGGACAGCAAGAUCGACAUCGGCGACUUUUUCAAGGGCGAUUUACCCAAGAAAUUCCUCAUGCUCCUGGGUCUGCUCGCGCUAUCCCGCGUGGGAAUCUACAUUCCCCUGUGGGGCGUCGAUAUCUCCGCCUUCCAGGAGCAACUGGGGGAGGGCUCAUUCCUGGCCACCCUAGACACGCUCUCAGGGGGCGGGAUUGGACGGCUGGGAUUGUUUUCGCUGGGCAUCGUGCCGUAUAUCAACGCUCAGAUCGUGUUCCAGCUGCUGGGGACGCUGUACCCUAAGAUUGGGGAUCUGCAGAAGAAGGAGGGGGAGGCGGGGAGGAAGAAAGCGCAGCAGUACAUGAAGUAUAUGGCUGUGGCGUUCGGUGCCCUGCAGGUCCUCACCCGCAUUUCGGUGCUCGGGUCGGCGUUUCUCGGCACGAUGGCAGCAGCGCCGGCUCUUGUGGAAGGAAUCACUCACCUCACGGCCUUCCGGGGGUUUGCUGGAACGUCCAUCCUCAUUUUAGUCGGAUGCGCUACCGAUACAGCCAGGAAGGUGCAGGCGGAGCUGGUUUCGCAGAAGUAUAGGACGAUUGAGCUGGAUGAUAUCAGUGCGGGUGGUGGAGGGAUUCCGCCUCCUAGGCGGCGGAUCCCUCCCGCACUGUGGGAGGGCCCUUAUUUCCUCCCUCCAGCAGGGACGACAGGCUCCAGCGUAGCAGCGCCUACCCGCCGCCGCUCCACCCGCCGUGACGGCGCCCACCGCGCUCACCAGGUAGCGCCGCGCGCGCUGCUGGCCGCGCGGACAGCACCGGCGAGCAUGCUGCACGCGGAGCAGGUCAGCGCGCCGUUCCCCCCUUUUCCCAUGCCUUUCCGCCUUGCGCAUGCAUGUCCGCCUUUCCCCUGCCUUUCCGCCUUGCCCAUGCAUUUCCGCCGCUUCCCCAUGCCUUUCCGCCUUCCCCAUGCCUUUCCGCCUUGCGCAUGCCUUUCCGCCUUGCGCAUGCCUUUCCGCCUUGCGCAUGCCUUUCCGCCUUUCCCAUGCAUUCCCGCCUUGCGCAUGCCUUUCCCCCUCUGCUCAUGCCGUUCUCCCUGCCCAUGCCUUUCCCCCUCUGCUCAUGCCGUUCUCCCUGCCCAUGCCUUUCCCCCUCUGCUCAUGCGUUGCCCCCUUUGCCCAUGCUUUGCCCCGUUUGCUCGUGCCGUCCGUUCCGCCAUGUCAGGGAGAUGGCGGGGGAGGGAGUCGCCACCUCCAUCGAGCUCACCAACUGCCGGCCACGACAUGGUGCCACUACGAAUUGCAGGUCCUGCUGACGUGGCAACAAGUGCUGACGUGGCAUGCUCUCUUGACAGGAGGCUGGCCAUGCCGCCCUGA